AUCUAUAUUAUAUGUUGCAUUUGUAGUAAUAAUUGGUUGACCAUGUUACGAAGAGAGAAAGAAUUGAAGAUUCUGUUUUGUAUUUUCAAAGCUGUACAAUUUUAAAGCUGCAAUUUUAAAGAAAAUUAUUUAUAUACGAAAUGGAGAUAGCAAAAGAACUUGUAUUAACUCUCAAACAAGAGAAUAAGUCGCAUGUUGGGUAUGGAUUACAAAAGGAAUGUGAAGCUCUUGUUGGACACAUCUUACAAAAUAUUGUCAAAUCCCAGAUGCCGUCACUACUUGCUGUAGCAAAAAAUGGAGGUGAUUCUAUCAGAUAUAGAGAAGAAGGUAAUCAACACUUUGUAAUGGGUGAUGAUCUAGAAGCUAUCGAAUGUUACACUUUGAGUUUAGCAUAUGCCGACAGUAAUGAACUUAUGGCAUAUGCACACGCAAAUCGGUCUGCCGCUCUAUACAGAAAACAAUUGUAUAAAGAGUGUCUAAUAGAUAUUGACGCAGCCUUAUGUCAUGGAUAUCCAAAAGAAAAGCGAAAGAAGUUGAAGGAAAGGGGAGAUAGAGCAAUAGAGGAAAUAAACAAACUAUUACAAGCAGAUUCAAAGAAAAUUGAUACGCAACAAGUUGUAGAUGCUCUGCAUUCAAAUAAUGGUGUUGAAAAAUUUGCUACGAAACCGGGAAACUUUGAGCACAUUAUGGACGAGGCAAUAUUAGAAAAAGAUCAAGCGACCAAUAAUUGCGAGAAGCAAUGUGUGGUGAGUAACGAAAGUUACCUUUACUAUGCAGCAAAGAUUCUUCCACAGAAACCAAGGUAUCUGCAAAACGACGAUUUCUCCGAAUUGACAUAUGGCUCGAGUAAGGAAGUACCUGCUACUAGUGAUGGUGUCACAGUAUCUUUCUCUAAAAGAUACGGUAGACAUUAUAUAGCGACGCGAGAUUUUAAACCUGGUGACAUAGUUAGUAUCGAAGAUCCAUAUGCACAUGUUAUUUAUGAAGAACGAUAUUACACACAUUGUCACUACUGCUUGUCUAGAAGCUACAACUUGAUACCAUGUUCAAAGUGUCCCAUAGCUCAAUAUUGUUCUGAGAAAUGCCGAAAGUUAGCAUGGGAGGUGUGUCAUAUGACAGAAUGUCCAAUUUUAAAACUGUUGACCAGUCUGCUUAAUGUCGACAAAGAUAAAAUAAGAAUGAUUUCUAAAAUUAUACGGCUGUUGAUUAUAGUGACAGCAAACGGAAGCAAAAUCGAAGAGUUGCAACAAGAUAUGAAAAUUGCAGAAUCUAAUCCAGACAAUAGAACAGCAGGCUUUACAGAUACUGAAAUACUGGAUAGUUCUAGUGCACGAUCUGCGCUGAGUCUGGCAACUAAUAUGACUACAAGACCAUUAAUCGGAAUAAGCGCAUUUGCUUGUAUCUCGGCUCUCGCGGUAAUUCUCCUAGCUACGCAGACGAGAUUCUUUUCUAAAACGUACAAAAUGGACGAUUUGAAGGACAUUAGUGAAUUCUCUGAGCUUAAAUUCUGCGCUAGCAUAAUGUUUCGGGCCUGUGUGAUAAUGUCUUCUAAUUGCUUUUCAGUACAACAAGAACCAGGAAUCGUGUCAGGCUCAGGUCUGUAUGUGGCUCACAGUUUGUACAACCACUCUUGCGCGCCGAAUACCUUUCGACAUUUCGAAGGGCUCACAAUGAUUACGCGUGCAUUGACACCCAUACGUCCGGGCGACCAGAUCUUCACCAGCUAUGGUGGGGUAUACGCGCAUAUGCCUAAAUACGAAAGAAAGCAGAAGAUACUGCAGGAUUAUUUUUUCGACUGUGAUUGUCCGGCGUGUGUGAAUGAUUGGCCGACGUACAAUGAGGUUUUACGUAAACACAUCGGAUCUAUUUCCAAAAAUAAGCCUCUUGUAGAGAGAUUGAAACCCUUUAGGGAGAGGUUGCUCUUGAAUAUAUACGAUAUCGAUGCUGUAAAGGCUGUUCUAAACAUAUUGUACGAGGAAGUUACACAGUAUCCGUGUGAAGAAAUACUUCACGCGGAACAAUACUUAAAGAGCUAUUAUCUGGGUAAAUUUAAGUGAACAUUAUUGCUAUCGUGAUGCUUUGCGCUUGAAACCAGCUUUCGUACGUAUGCAGCUCCGCUUAAUGCUAGUGCUUUUCGCUCUGACAAUAAUGUUUUAUUAACUAUUUCUUUAAUCAAUAUUUUUAGCUCGGUGUAAUCGUGCAUGGCUUUACUUCCUUGUUGUAGUCAAUAAAAUUAUCUUCUGCAGCAUUAUCGCUAUUCGUACAAGGAAUUAUUUACUUCCUGCUUUAACAACAUUUGUUUGAUUACUAUAUAUACCUGGAAC
This is a messenger RNA of Harpegnathos saltator (Jerdon's jumping ant), 2324 nucleotides long. RefSeq names its product SET and MYND domain-containing protein 4. The record is from RefSeq and is a predicted model, not a curated record. Bases 141 to 2057 code for a protein of 638 amino acids. Gene Ontology annotation, molecular function: histone deacetylase binding. Lineage: Eukaryota; Metazoa; Arthropoda; Insecta; Hymenoptera; Formicidae. Gene Ontology annotation, cellular component: cytoplasm; nucleus. The transcript has 5 exons.